Molecule: messenger RNA, 1530 nt
Organism: Knipowitschia caucasica
Lineage: Eukaryota; Metazoa; Chordata; Actinopteri; Gobiiformes; Gobiidae
Source: the annotation of a GenBank genome assembly
AUGGACUGGUUCUUUGUGGUCAACUCCUCUGCAACCAGUUUCAUGGUGGUUCGAUACUCUGAGAGCUCCUCCUGCAGGCGGGAAAUGUCUUCUUUCUCUCCUGCCUCCUUCUCAGUCAGAGCGCGACUGUCAUUUUCAAAAUGCGGAAGAGGGCCGCUCCACCCGCAGCGCGAGCACUGGGCCAAUGAGAGGAACCAGAGGAACCAGAGAACCGCCGCAGGACGAGGACCAGAAGGACCGAGACAUGAGCAGGACACACCCCGCGCUGAUCACGGGUUAAAGGUGAAGCUGAUGGAGCAGGAUGUGGAGACCCCCGCCAUCCUCCCACAGGCCCAGGCGGACCAAGCCCAGGUGGACCGAGCCCAGGUGGACCGAACCCAGGUGGACCGAGCCCAGUUGGACCGAGCCAAGAUGGACCAAGCCAAGAUGGACCAAGCCAAGAUGGACCGAGCCAAGAUGGACCGAGCCAAGAUGGACCGAGCCAAGAUGGACCGAGCCAAGGUGGACCGAACCAAGAAGAUCCAGCGCUACGUCCAGAAGGAUGGAAAGUGCAAUGUGCACCACGGGAACGUGCGCGAGACGUACCGCUACCUGACGGACAUCUUCACCACGCUGGUGGACCUCAAGUGGAGGUUCAACCUCUUCAUCUUUGUUCUGGUCUACACCGUGACCUGGCUCUUCUUCGGCCUCAUGUGGUGGCUCAUCGCGUACCUGCGAGGAGACCUGGACCAUCUGGGGGACGUGGCGGACAAUCAGUGGACCCCCUGUGUCAAUAACCUCAACGGUUUCGUGUCGGCGUUCCUCUUCUCCAUCGAAACAGAAACCACCAUCGGCUAUGGCUACAGGGUCAUCACCGACAAGUGUCCGGAGGGAAUCCUGCUGUUGCUGGUGCAGUCCGUGCUGGGCUCCAUCGUCAACGCCUUCAUGGUCGGCUGCAUGUUCGUCAAGAUCUCGCAGCCGAAGAAACGAGCCGAGACUCUGGUGUUUUCCACCAACGCCGUCAUCUCCAUGAGGGACAGCCGCCUGUGCCUCAUGUUCCGAGUGGGAGACCUCCGCAACUCCCACAUCGUGGAGGCCUCCAUCAGGGCCAAACUGAUCCAGUCCAAGCAGACCAAGGAGGGAGAGUUCAUCCCUCUGAACCAGACCGACAUCAACGUGGGCUAUAGCAGCGGAGACGACCGCCUCUUCCUGGUCUCUCCUCUCAUCAUCUGCCACGAGAUCGACCAGAACAGCCCCUUCUGGGAGGUGUCCCCUGCGCACCUCCUCAAGGAGGAGCUGGAGGUGGUGGUGAUCCUGGAGGGCAUGAUGACCCACGUGACAGCAGAUUGCACUACUCCAGGUUCUGUUGAUCAUUCUGACCAGCCUCAGUGCCACAUGAAUACGUCAUUUGCAAACGAUGCCCCUCAGAAACAGAUGACCCACGUGACAGCAGAUUGCACUACUCCAGGUUCUGUUGAUCAUUCUGACCAGCCUCAGUGCCACAUGAAUACGUCAUUUGCAAACGAUGCCCCUCAGAAACAGGUAGGAUAA